Messenger RNA from Dictyostelium purpureum, 354 nucleotides. RefSeq lists its product as uncharacterized. Lineage: Eukaryota; Evosea; Eumycetozoa; Dictyosteliales; Dictyosteliaceae. Bases 1 to 354 code for a protein of 117 amino acids. The record is from RefSeq and is a predicted model, not a curated record. The transcript has 2 exons.
AUGCAAACUUAUAAUCAGAAUUGCCAAGUAUUAGAACUGUUCAAGACCAUCGAUGCGGGUGCUGCUGCAGGUUGUGCUGCCACAGGUGGUUCUACUGCGGGUGGUGAAAAUGGCACAAGUGGUACAGGUGGUACAGGUGGUACAGGUGACACAUCAACAAGUGGAUCAACCAGCAUAUCAACAGGUAUAAUAGCAGGUAACUCUUCAGACUGGAAAGACUCUUCAGACGCAUUAGAGGACUUUUCAAAAGGUUCAUCAGAUAGCAGAUCAUCAUCAGCCAGUACAUCAUUAGCUAUUGGUUCAUCAAAUAGCAUUUCAUCAGAUAGUAGUUCAUCAUCAGCUAACAGUUCAUAA